This is a messenger RNA of Tricharina praecox, 920 nucleotides long. RefSeq lists its product as uncharacterized. The coding region runs from base 108 to 722 and encodes 204 amino acids. The record is from RefSeq and is a predicted model, not a curated record. The transcript has a single exon. NCBI's taxonomy places the organism in Eukaryota, Fungi, Ascomycota, Pezizomycetes, Pezizales, Pyronemataceae.
ACUGCUCCACAGCAACCUGGUGUGUGUGUGUGUGUGUUUCCCCAUCCCCAUCCCCCCGAUCUCGAGCAGCAACGCUCUAGAUCUAUAUAUUGAUUCUGCCCGGGCCGAUGACACAUCACGUUGUCGACAUCUGCGUCUGCAUCAGUGCAUCUGCGCCGUCAGCCAUUCCCUUCCCCCCUUCCUCCCAUCGUUUCCCCUCUGUGGCCCGCGCUGGGUCUUGGCUGUGGCCUCGGACAAGGCAGGCAGGCAGGCAAGCGUGCAGCCCACCCGGAACUCGACACCUUCAGGGAGCCGGUUCGGCGACUCGCGUUGCUGCAAUCAGCGAGACUCGGCCCUCCACAUACAUGAAUACAUACUCUACAUACUCUACAUACAUCCAUACGUGCAUAUUUGCUACAUACACAAGUACUCUACCGUACCUACCAGGUGAACAUGUGCGACAUGACUCGCCGGCCGCCUCUUUCCUCUGCUCCUCCUCCAUCCUCCAUCCUCCCUCCCUUGCUUGCAUCGUCGUCAUCCUGCCCACUGCCACCGCCUCGCUUGCAAGUUGCAUCGUAUCAUCGUAUCAGCCAUACAUACAGCAGAAAAGUCCCCGAUCCCCCCGAUCUGCCCGCCGCCCGCCUGUUCGCCUGCCCGUCUCUCCGUCUAUCUGUCCGUCUCUCUGUCUCUGCGCUCCCGUCUCUCGUUUGCACCGGAUGGUGGUGGUGGUCGUCGCUAGCUAGCGUAGCGCCGAGUCGAGUCGGGCCAAUUCGAGUCGGGUCGUCGCCUCUUUCAUUCUCCCUUAUCGUGCGUGCGUGAGUUGCGUGUGGAGUAUCGUAGCAGCGGUACUCGUGCCGGUGCGGUGGAGCAAGCAAGCAGCUGGCCCUCUCGGGGAAUCCCUUCUUUCCCGACGAACCUGCCUGGCCCUGUCUGGCCUGCUU